Messenger RNA from Trichobilharzia szidati, 4455 nucleotides. Lineage: Eukaryota; Metazoa; Platyhelminthes; Trematoda; Strigeidida; Schistosomatidae. The record is from the annotation of a GenBank genome assembly.
CAAGAGAUUAAAUGAGCGCUGUUUCAAAAUUCCGUAAUUUUAUUUACUUCAUAAUCCAAAUAACGACAAAGCCGGUGAUAUGUAAUUAAUUUUCUUAAAUACAUCUUUCUAAAAGUUUUCCGCUUAUCACUGACGUGUUUUUUCUCAUAUUUUCAUUUAUGACUUGUUUUACACAUCUCACCCACCUGAUUAGUUUUUUUUCAUAGCUGGCAAUCCAAGUGAAUGAAUGAUUCUGUGUUAUGCGUAGGCUAAAAAUGUAAGUUUAGAAAUGUGUUUGUUAUAUACACUACUUACUGUGCUUUUAUGUGUGUGUGUGUAUGCGUGAAUGAUUGCCCCUACUUAUACAUUUAACACUAAGUUUUUGUGUAAGUGUGUGUAUAAAAACUCUUCAAGGCCGUGUGUCUGUUUAUCGAAUUAUUCUAACAAACAGCUGAGUGCUUCAACAUUAGCGGCCGGCUUCUGUCUAUUUUAGGUUUCCGGUAUUUAUAUGCCCAACAGAAACUUCAAAUCAUUAAAGAAAAAAUAUUUUCUGUCAAAAGAAGAACAAUACACAAAGUUACUUCGUGAAAUAUGAAAAUGAUUAACGUAGUAUUUCUUAUACAAGCAACUUUAUUAAUUAAUGUUUAUUGUAAUACUGAGUGGCAGCCGCAUCUCAGUUCGAGUCACGUACGCUAUCAUGGGAUAAUUCAGCCGACACAGCCUAGCCAUGUAAAACGCUGGAUUGUUCUUCUGGGGCGUAAAGUUGUUUUAAACUGUUCCGUUGACUUACCGCCAGAAGUUAAUCCAAGACAAGUGCAAUAUAGAUGGGAAAAUCCUGAAGGUAAAGUAUUGGGAUACAGUAAACUAUACGUCAUACCUAAUGUAACCAUGAACGACGCUGGUGUUUAUACAUGUCAUAGUUCAGCUUAUUUGGGUUAUGGUGGAGAACAGUGGUCUGAUCAUCAUCGCCUUUACCUAGAAGUUCAGGAUGACAUUUCUAUGGCUGGUGGAGACAGAUAUUCUGAGCCUACGAUCGUACUGAAUCCAGGUGACCCUGGGCCAUUGGAAGUGAAUUUUGGUGAAGUGCUUUAUUCUCGCUGCUCAGUUCUCGACAAUGAAAAGUAUUCAUACAGAUGGAUUCAACGUGCACCGGAUGGAACUGUAAAAGAAAUAUCAUCUGAUGCCCGUCUGUACAUUACAAACUUUGGACCAGAACACUUACAAUAUCCGAUUCGAUGUGAAGUAACACGGUUAUCAGAUGAGGAAGUUUUUGAGAAAGUUUUAAAUCUCCGACUUAUAUCAUCAGGUGGUCUUGAUACUGAUGAUGAAUUCAAAGCAUUAAAACUGACUAUCAAACCUUUACCAGAUGAAGAUUUUCGUCAAGGAACCAUUAUGCGACAAUGUCUAUUUGAAAAUGAUCCCGAAGCUAAUCAGUUAUAUGAUUUUCAUUGGAUUGAUCAAAAUGGCCGAGUUGUAACUAGAGAUGAUACACUGUACCUAUUGAUUGAAGAUCCAAGUGAUUUGAGCAAUUAUACAUGUGAAGCAACUAAUCGGCAAACAGGCGUUAUUUAUCAGGCCAAAUAUCGUGUAUCUAUGGAGAAUGGUCAGCAAGCUAUGCAACACAUUGUAAAUAUUCGAGCAAUUACCGGUGAGGUAAUUAUCGGCAGACCAUAUGAAAUGGUGUGUGAAGUUCAACCACCACCAGAAGAGCCUGUCAGAUUUUCAUGGUAUCACAAUGGUGAAAUCGUUCAUCGUGAACCUCUAUUACGCGUGGAUUCAUUAACAUAUCGAGAAAUUGGAAUUUAUAUAUGUCGAGCUGAGUGGACACCGAGAUAUUCACGUACUGGAAGUAUAGAUGCCAAUGCAACAGUAGAACUAAGCUUAGCAUUGACAAGAGAAACAAAAAUUGAAAUGAGUGCUCCGCCUGGUUCCGUUAUGGUAUCUUUACCAGGAGAAACACGUGAACUUCACUGUGAAUUCCCUGUUGCUAAUCCAAGAGAUGUUAGAUGGUAUUUCGAGAAUCAGUUAUUAGAAAGUCAUCCAACAAUAAAUUCAACCGGAAAAAUUUUCCGCAUAGAUCGCAUGAGAGUUAGCAUUGUGACUAUCAAAGGCAUUGAAAAUGAUCAUGCUGGAACAUAUGAAUGCAGAAUUGGUCGUGAUGUUAAACAAACUCAUUUGGUUGUCAGAACUGAAGAAGGACUGGAGAUCAAUCCUAAAUCUGAUACAGUCGAUGAAGGUACUGCUGUUGAAUUUCAUUGUCGUGUGCAUGGACUAGCAGGUGAUGUGAGUCGUCAACUAGAAUGGUAUUACAGACCAUUCAAUAGUCCCACACGAGUUCGCCUUGAGCUUAAUCAACCAGACGGUUUUUCGCGUAAUGAUGAUCCAUUCGCUCAGCAUACUAGUUUUAUUAAUAAAGCGAGAGCACGCGUAUCUGAUCAAGGUGAAUAUAUCUGUCGGUUACCAUCUCAGAAUGAAGAAGUCAUUGGAAAACUUUUUGUUAGAGCUAUUAGAACAUAUGUCUUGACUAUUACCCCUCCGAGACUAACUGUUCGACCGUACCAACCUAUAGAAUUCGAAUGUUUUGCCACAUCUGAUGGACAGCCAGCUCCAUUUACACCACGCUUCCAAGUUAGAGACUCUAGAGUUUACUAUGAAACAAUUCGUGUCAGUGAAAAUCGUGUCAGAUUUGUUCUGCAAAGAGGUUUGGGGGCAGAUCAGAAUGGAACAGUAGUUGAAUGUCUUUCAGAUGAACCCAGCAACACUGCGGUUGCCAUAAUUACUGUUGAAGAUAUCUGUCCAGAAGGCUCACGUCGCUGUCGUUCUGGACAGUGUUUACCAUCUGGAAGAUUUUGUGAUGGUGCAAGAGACUGUGAUGAUGGAUCAGAUGAAGAUCCUAAACUUUGCAAUGUGUGUGAUCCAAUUUCAAGAAAGUGUGAAUACUAUCAAGGAAGAGAACCGAUUAAACCAACAUUUAUGGUACACUGGACAUGUGAUGGCGAAAGUGACUGUGGAAAUGGUUUCGACGAAGGCAACUGUGAAGCUCGAGCAUCUGAACGUUGUCAAGAUCGCAUGUUUACUUGUUCUCGUGACGGUCGUCAAAUCCCAAUGGCCUUCGUGUGUGACAAAGAUCGAGACUGUAGUGAUGGUGAAGAUGAACUUACUUGUGCUGCACCAAUGAUAGCUGAGCCGCUCACAACACGCUAUUCUGUUCGUCAAGGUGAUACUGUAGUACUUGUUUGUGAGGUGACUGGUAAUCCUGUGCCAUUCGUCAUUUGGCGUUUCAACUGGGGAUGUCUUCCUGAAGAACCUGGUCGUUUCCGAAUAAGUAAUGUGCCACGCAAUUGUGAUUCACCUAUGCCAACGGUUGUUAGUACACUGACAAUAACAAAUGUAAGACCAGGGGAUGAUGGAAUCUAUAAUUGUGAAGGUCUUUCAGGAGCUACUCGAGCUUUAUCCAACGAUCUGGUAGUAAUGAUUGGAGGUUAAGAUAGAAGUCUAAUCAGGAAUAUAACAAAAAUGGCAAGCGCGAAAUUCACUCAAAUAUAUAUUAUAUAUAUAUAGCUUAGAAAUAUUUCUUCCAGGUUUUUAACAUUCUGUGUUCAUAUAUAUAUAUAUAUAUGUAUAUAUAUAUGAACAUUAUACCAAAACAAACUAAUUCUACUUCUUCAUUUUUUGCUAAGUAUAUUUUAAUGAAUUACUGACUUCUAGUUAUAUUUUUUUUAAAUGAUAAUAAAACGACAAGCUAUUUAUUUUACCUUAUUUAUUCAUUAAUUAUGCAGUUAACAUUAAUUUGUUCCUUUUAAUCAAGAAGUCAGCCACCAAACAUUAAUCCACUGUUUUCUGAUCCUAGAAGGCAAACAAACAAAUAAGCCAACAAAACAAAUGAAAUAAAAUAGAAUUAGCAAUUUUAAACUCUGAUUAGUGACAGACACUAUAACAUUUAAUUAUUCAACUUGCAUUUUCAGAUAGUUUGUUAUUCUAUUUUGUUUUCAAUGACCAAGGCAUCUAUUUAUUUUCCUUUGUUUCUUUUAUGAUGUGAUGGAAUAAGGUUGGAGAUUAUACAUUUUAGAAAACUUGUAGAAGAAUCAAACACUAACAAACAAAGCGGAAUAAUAUUUGAUAAAGUAAUAAAAUCAGACUGAUAGAAUCAUUAUAAUUGCAUAUUCUUUAAAUAGUAAUUAGUUUAGUGAUAAUAAACAAAACUUCUAGCCUCUCUUCUCUCUUAUAUUCUGUUUUAAUCCCUGAUUUUUAUCAGUAUAUUUAAUUGACUAACAAAUCAAAAUAUUAUUCUAAUUGUUUAGUAACACUGUUAUUUUAGAAAUAUUCAUGCUUAUUAAUAAAUAUAUAUAUUUUUUGUUUACAUAAAACUUAUUUAUGAUACACUAAAUUAAAACUUGUUACUGUGAGUUUGAAGGGGGUUAAAUGAACUUAAAUAUCAAGUUAUGCAUUUCCGAAAGUUUAAUUAACGUGAUCAGC